UCUCCUCCUGCCAUUUUGGACCUCAGAAACCGACCCGUCUCCCUCUGCUUCGCACCUGCUCCUCCCGUGACGCGACAGGCGACAACGACGACGAGAUAUUUUCGUCAUUUGGACUCCAGGUUUUAAAGAAGUAAAGCAUGUUUAUGCUUUCAACCUUCUUUCAGAGUAUAUUAACCAUCUUGGAAUAAAGAAGGCAACUUCUUGGAAGAACUGGGUGUGGAGUAGGACUCAAGAAAUGCCUUGGGGAGAUUUUAGGCUAUGGACUAGGGAGUAUCCCAGCACAUGGGAUUUAAUGAAACUACACUAUGGUUUUGCUGCAUAUAGUACUCUCUGAUGAAUACACAUGUUUUAUGGGAAUAUGAAUUAUUAACUUAAAAUUCUUUUGAAGUUGACAGAAAAGUUCUGCACAUAACAUCUGCAGUAGGCAAGAGGUGGUGACGUGACUUGCGGCGUAAGCCUGCUUUCCAGGCUGCCAGCGAGGCCGGAUCCCGCGGCCUGUUUCACAACCUCCUCCAUGGCUCCAGCUGGUGAUCAUCGCGCUGCCCCGAACCCCACAAAAUAAGUUUGUUUGCUUGCGUUCCAUUCCAUCACCCAACCACCUCCCUGCUGCCUGCUCUUUAUAUAUCCCGGCACCGGCGCCAGCUACCCAUGUCACACGACGCGGCUGCGCGCCACCCCAUCGCCACCCCUCGAGAAGCAGAGGAAGGAGAAGAAGGCCACCACCCCGGCCGGGACAGUGUCGACUCGCCCAGCAGCGAGUGCCGGUUCUGCGAGAUGACGCGGCAGCACCACCCGCAGUGCGCGCGCCGGCUGCCGAAGCGGAUCAUCCUGGUCCGGCACGGCGAGAGCCAGGGGAACCUCGACAUGUCAGCGUACACCACCACCCCCGACUACCGCAUCCCGCUCACGGCGCUGGGCGCCGAGCAGGCGCGCGCCGCGGGCCGGGGCAUCCGGGACGUGGUGGCGAGCGGCGGCGGCAACUGGAAGGUCUACUUCUACGUGUCCCCCUACGCGCGCACCCGCGCCACGCUGCGGGAGAUCGGACGCGCCUUCCCGCGGGACCGCGUCAUCGGCGCCCGUGAGGAGUGCCGCGUCCGGGAGCAGGACUUCGGCAACUUCCAGGUCGAGGAGCGGAUGCGCGCCGUCAAGGAGACACGCCAGCGCUUCGGCCGCUUCUUCUUCCGCUUCCCCGAGGGCGAGUCCGCCGCCGACGUCUUCGACCGCGUCGCAAGCUUCUUGGAGUCGCUGUGGCGGGACAUCGACAUGGGGAGGCUGGAUCAGGACCCGAGCUGCGAGACCAACCUGGUAAUCGUGUCGCACGGCCUCACCUCGCGGGUGUUCCUCAUGAAGUGGUUCAAGUGGACGGUGGCCCAGUUCGAGCGCCUCAACAACUUCGACAACUGCGAGUUCAGGGUCAUGCAGCUGGGGCCCGGCGGGGAGUACUCCCUCCUCGUCCACCACACCAAGGAGGAGCUCGAGCAGUGGGGCAUGUCGCCGGAGAUGAUCGCCGACCAGCAGUGGCGCGCCUCCGCCAACCGCCGCAGCUGGGCCGAGGAAUGCUCCUCCUUCAUCGACUCCUUCUUCGAGGACCCCAAGGACUCUGAGAGCUCGUCGGAGGAUGAGGAAGAGGAGAAGGAGAAUGGCAAGAUCAAGCACCUGGAGUAAUCAGACUCUGCUCUGUCUCUGGUUCACUGAAAUUCUUUCAAUUCGAUUAUGCUUUCUAGAAUUUUCUAUGGAGUGGUGGCCUAGCGAGCCAUUCCUGAUUGCUCUCCUUUUCUUUCCCCGAUUUGUAAUCUGUUAAUAGUAGCUAGAGAUUGGAACAUGAGUGGGGAGAAAUUCAGGGGAAACAAGUCUAAAGAUUUGAGAAAGACAUAUCUAGAGGUCUUAUCUCUAACUUUUCCUAAUGUUCCUAGUGGGAAAACUGACAAACUCACACACAAUGGUACAAUGGUUGGCUGUGUUCAACUAAAGUUGGCUCCUUUUAUUGCAAGUUUCUUUAGUUAAUCAAGGUCCUUUCAUGCCGGGCACAUUAUCAGUUUCCACAA
Setaria italica (foxtail millet) is the source of this 2045-nucleotide messenger RNA. Its product is annotated as phosphoglycerate mutase-like protein AT74H. The transcript is spliced from 5 exons. The record is from RefSeq and is a predicted model, not a curated record. Lineage: Eukaryota; Viridiplantae; Streptophyta; Magnoliopsida; Poales; Poaceae. Bases 649 to 1665 code for a protein of 338 amino acids. Gene Ontology annotation, molecular function: phosphatase activity.